GAACAAACGGGAAAAUGGAAGAUCUAGAAAGACGCAAAGCACGCAGGAUAGAGCAGAUGGUAGCAAAAUGGCUACGUCGAUCACGGAUUAAUUUAGGCAGAGGGAGAGGAUCACUGUCAGAUGGCAGUAGGCAACCUGCAAGUCAUGUCAAACUCACAGUGGAAGUUCAAAAAGAUGUUCUACUUGGACAUUAUGGCAUUGAAGUUUCUCAUAAUUUCCCCCUUUUUAUCACAUCAGUUGCUGCAGGCAGCACUGCUGAUGGGAAGCUUCUGCCAGGGGAUCACAUCUUUGCAAUAAACAACGACGCAGCAGAAGAGCUCACUGGUGUACAAGCCGCUGCUCUUUUAAGGGAAUCGCAAGGCACUCUCCAGUUUACAGUUCUGCGAUGCAUCUCGGGUGGCCCUAAAUCAUCCUUUCUUACAGCGGAAAAAAGAGCCAGGCUAAAAACAAAUCCUGUUAAAGUCCAUUUUGCGGAAGAAGUUGCUGUGAAUGGACAUAAUCAGGGAAGUUCUCUUCUGUGUAUGCCCAAUGUUCUCAAAGUCUAUUUAGAAAAUGGACAGACUAAAGCUUUCAAGUUUGAAGCAAACACAACAGUCAAGGAUAUUAUACUCACUUUGAAAGAAAAGCUGUCCAUUCAAAGCAUUGAACAUUUUGCCUUGGUUUUGGAAGAACAGCAUAAUAUAUUGAAGAUGGGUCUCCUGCAUGAUGAUGAGCUCAUUGAACGGGUGGUUCAGAGGAACGAAUCUCAUGCUUUUCGAUGCCUCUUCAGAGUCUGCUUUAUGCCCAAGGAUCCAUUACAUCUCUUGCAGCAAGAUCCAGUUGCUUUUGAGUAUCUCUAUUUGCAGAGCUGUAGUGACGUGCUUCAAGAAAGGUUUGCUGUUGAGAUGAAGUGCAGUGUUGCGUUACGGCUGGCCGCCUUGCAUAUGCAAGAACGGAUGAUCACCUGCGCUCAGCCACAGAAAGUCUCACUAAAGUAUAUUAAGAAGGAUUGGGGAAUAGAAAACUUUAUUUCCCCAACUCUACUCCGAAACAUGAGAGGCAAAGACAUCAAAAAAGCUAUCAGUUUCCACAUGAAGAGGAAUCAUAUUUUGCUGGACCCAAGGCAAAAGAAUCUCCUUUCCGCAGCUCAAGUGCGAUUGUGUUAUCUGCAGAUUCUUGGAGACCUAAAACUCUAUGGAGGGAAAGUCUUUAAUGCCACGCUCAUGCUACAGGACAGAGAGACAUGCAUUGUCUUGCUGGUGGGAGCCAAAUACGGAAUCAGUCACGUGCUUAAUACCAAACUCAGCUCCGUAAACUUGCUGGCAGAAUUUGCCAACAUAAGCAGACUGGAGCUCACUAAAGAAUCCGAGAAAGUAAGCACGGUGAAGAUCUACCUCCAAGAUAUAAAGGUACUCACUGUGCUGCUGGAGUCCAAAAGUGCCAAAGAUCUGGCUUGUCUCAUCAAUGGUUACUACAGAAUGCUUGUAGAUUCAAGCAGCUACAUAUUCACCUGGGAGGAGAGAAAAACUCAAAUGCACCGGAUCUCUGCCGAGGAAGGAUAUGAAUCUAGAACCUGCAGUGACUCUGAAGAAUCUUCUGAGCCAGAUUCCUCCUUCGACCGUUUCUCAGACACACAUUCACCUAGGUACAGCAGUAUUAGCCCCCCAAUUGAGGAGAAAGGAGAGGAGCAAGAGCUGGAGCAAGAAAAGAAGACCCCAGAGGCCAAAGAAACGAGCUUUUGCAAUGGUUACAACAGAAGCGAUAGCUUUUCGGAAGCGUCUGACUCAGCCAACACAGAAAGCAAGGGGCUGAAGUCCAGUGGCUCAAGUGACUCUCUGGAUGCCUUGGAAGAAGAUGACUUAGAAGCAUGCUCAGCAAGCAGGCCAGAGAUUUUUCAGUUUUGUAACUCUGCUCUUCAGAAAUUGGCGUAUAAUGACAAGAUGCUUUUUGGUGCUGAUGGAGACGAGGAAAGCAGAACAUCACAAGAAAGUUUUUUUCCUUUCCUCCUGCCACCCCUGGUAUCCAGUCCGGGUCUUCCACAGCCAGAAGAGGAAUCCAGAAAAGAAACCGGUGUGAGUAUUCUAGAGUCCAAGUUGGCCAAAAGCAACGUCAUGGAGUACUACAGCCUCUGUGCCAAUCUCUCCCCAGCCAGCAGUGGGGGGAAGAAUACACAGAGUUGCAGCCCCGAAAGCUGCUCUUUGCAGGAGCCUGAAGACCAUGAAAAAAUCAGUGAGGGCCAGACUCCUGUCUUUGUCUUGACAUCUCCCUCUGGCUUUGAAAAGACUAAUUCAGAUGAUAACGUCUGUGAUGCAACUGAAAGGAUGACCCCAACAGAGCCACAAGCAGGUUCUGAAAUUCCACCCCUACCUCGUUCCCCAGGGCUGCCAUCCUUUGGCAGUUUGGACGAAAACAUCCUGUCAAGGCAAAGCAGAAGGAUGAAACCCAGGCCAGAAAAAGAGCCAACAUCUGCUAAUAAUUUGAGGAAAAGAAGGUCCUUCCUUGAGACAAAUUAUACUUCCCAAGUUAGUUUCCCCAAAGCUUUACCCUGUGCCCUGGAAACCGAUGUUUGUUACAGUAGAGAUGCCACCCUUUCAGGAGCAUCUGCUGCUGAGAGUUUACUGAAGGAACCCCAGCAAAUUUCCAGGCUUCUUGAAGCCACACAGAAAAUCCAGGUGGUCCAAAAUUCAACCUCAUCAUCUGACGCAACAGAAAUGGGGCAGAAUUCAUCAGGACCCAAUGCAGUUUUGUGCCUGGCCUCUGCCCAGGCAAGUGGAGGAAGUUUAGACUCGAGUGAUUACUCUUUAAAUUCUUUUUAUAUGCCCCCCCACCAGAGUCACCAUUUAAGUACACCAGAAAUUGCUUUUCACCAGGAAGAUCUUGAUCCCACUUGCAAAGGCAAAACAGAAAAACUUACAGAAAUAGCUAGAGGGGUUCAGGGACAUUGUGAAGUAAAGGCAGAGUGUUCCGUAAAACAAGCACUUGAUAAAAAACCGGGCACAAUCAACCGGGUAAAACAAGCACUUGAUAAAAAACCGGGUACAACUCCAGCAGGAGUCAGUUAUGUUUUGAUUGAGGAAAUAAUACACACUACCACCAAACCUUCAGCGUCUCUGAACAGCAUCCAAGACAAACCUUUGUCUUUUGCCCCAGACUUGGACCUGGGUUCUCUGCCUGCAGAGAAAGAUGAGAAACAGGAACAAGUUGUUUUAGAUCCCUGCAAGAGAGAUUCCGUCUUGUGUGAAUCCAGCCAGGCCCUCGGAGACUUAAAGCUUGAAGAAGGUAUCAGCCAAUUGUCAAAUAAGGGAGAUGAGAAACAUCUGGGGAUUUCAAAUGUAACUGAACUAUUUUUCAACUGCAGUGAUACAUCAGGCCAAAUAUGCUGGCCCAAUUUCAGUUCAGCAGCAGAAAAUGCACAAAUCUGUCAGCAAGCAGAUAAGGAGUGCCAGGGAAUCACUAGCCAAAAUGGCCUGGGUGUUAAUAAUUUAUCUUUAAAAGAUGGGGUGAUAAAUCAAGUCCCAGCCCACUUAUCAGCCAUGAGUAUGUCUCAUAAUCUGUGCCCAUCUACUGAUGUUACUGGUGACUAUAAAACAGAGGGGAAAAACCUCAGGGGAGAUGCUCUCAUUACAGAUUAUAAAAAUAAGAGAUACAGUUCGCUAAUGGCUUCCUCAGAGGAGAACACAGAACAGAGUGAAACUGAUAAUUCAGCUGGACGGAGUUACCCUUCCUUUGACAGACCCAGUGAGGGAAACUGUACUUCAGAUCUAUCCUUUCUGACCUCUGACAAUGCAACUGGGGGUGCAGUGGCAUUUAGUGAUACAGGUCCACCAGGUUUAGUGAAUUCUGAGGAAACAUCUACACCCAGACCGAAACCAGAGAGAUGCAGCUGCCAGUUUUCUUAUGCAAGCUGUUUCCAUGGGGUAGAAAAUGAAGCAGAAUUGGACUGCACCAAACCCUUUGCAAGUAGCAUUUCUGAAGGACCCUUAACAACUCCACCUUCAACAAGAAAUCCACUGCCUUCAGAUUUUAAUCCCACCAGGCGCCUUCAAGAACAUACCUAUACGAAUGGGGGCCCCAGUGAUUCUCAGAAUCACAGAUACCUUCCAGAAUUACCUAUCAAAGAACUGAGCUAUAUGAAAGAAAAAUGGUCUGUCUUGCCAUUCGACUUCUGCCAUUUGUUAGGGGAUGUGGUAGAGCUACAGGAAGUUUUAAGGUGGUCUUCGGGAAACCAAAGAAAACAUCCAGAGGAUCAAUGUGCUGCCCUUUUUUCCGAAAACAAGAAUGCCUUGUAUGCGGAAUCACAGAGAUUGCUGUCUAAUUGCCAGAAGAUUAUCAAAGCACCAGGGCCUUCUCCAGAGACACAAAUGAUAGUUCAAAAGACCUUCCAAAACCUCCUUCAGUUGACAGAAGUAUGCUUACAGUUCACAGACUGUGGCCUUUGCAGUAAUGGGCACAUAGACCUUAAAACCAACCUGAGGGAUGUUUUGUGUAGCUAUCAACAGUUUUUGGAGGCAUGUAGGCAAACCCAUGAGAAGGAUUACUCCAGCCUAAGCCUAAAACUAUGUGUCUGCCAAUAUACGGCCCUCACGGCUUCCCUUUUCUGCCUUGUACAGCAGUUCAUAGCUUCAUCCUGCACAUGAGAUGGAUUUGCUGUCUCUUCCUGCUUCUCCUUUCUUUGCACUAACAGUACAACUCUUGUUGAAUUCAUUAUAAAGAGAGAAUUAGCUAUUUUGAAAACUUGCGUAUUUUUUUGUGACCUUCUGAGUUGGCUUGAUAAAUGUAUAACCCUGGGAGAUUCUAAUAAAAACGGGAUGUGUAAAAGAAUGGCUGAAGGAACUGAGGCAA
Protobothrops mucrosquamatus (brown spotted pit viper) is the source of this 4821-nucleotide messenger RNA. RefSeq names its product FERM and PDZ domain containing 1 (gene FRMPD1). The transcript is spliced from 16 exons. Gene Ontology annotation, cellular component: cytoskeleton. NCBI's taxonomy places the organism in Eukaryota, Metazoa, Chordata, Lepidosauria, Squamata, Viperidae. Gene Ontology annotation, molecular function: protein binding. Bases 15 to 4616 code for a protein of 1533 amino acids. The record is from RefSeq and is a predicted model, not a curated record.